AUGGGAGGCGUCAUCAAUCUGAUGUUCCCAAUAGGCUCUCUCUUCCCGACCUUCACACUGGACCGCACCGGCCGGCGGAAACCCAUGAUGUGGGGCUCUCUCGGGCUCGGCUUAUCCAUGAUGAUGAUAGCCAUCCUCUUGAGCUUCCGGUCUGAAGGAGGCGACGUGUCGCAGGCCACUGCAUCUGCUAGUGUCGCUUUCUUCUUCACUUACAUGCUGGCGUUUGGUAUGACAAUGAACUGCAUUCCUUGGGUCUAUGUACCCGAGAUCCUACCGCUACAUGUACGAGCGAAAGGGACAGCUGUCGGGAUCUCAGCAAACUGGAUUUGGAACUUCUUCGUCGUUAUGGUCACGCCUACACUUCUCGAUAGCUUGGCGUGGAAGGGUUACCUUAUCUUCAUGGCACUGAAUUUUGCGUUCAUACCACUGAUCUAUUUCUGUUAUCCCGAGACUGCUAAUCUUACGCUGGAAGAGGUCGACUGGCUAUUUUACGAAGGCGAUGUCGUGAAGCGAAGCCGACGUAUUGCGAAGGAAGGAUGGGAACAAGCGGUUGGCACCGAUCCUGCGACUAUGGUGGAGACGGGUAGUGUGUCCAGCGGUAAUAAGGCCGGACAUACGACGGAAAAGGCAGAGCACACUGUACUGUAG
Molecule: messenger RNA, 648 nt
Organism: Alternaria novae-zelandiae
Lineage: Eukaryota; Fungi; Ascomycota; Dothideomycetes; Pleosporales; Pleosporaceae
Exons: 3
Coding region: 1-648 (215 amino acids)
Biological process (GO): transmembrane transport; carbohydrate transport
Cellular component (GO): membrane
Molecular function (GO): carbohydrate:proton symporter activity
Source: RefSeq, a predicted model, not a curated record